AUGGCUUUCAAGUCUGUUUUGCCACGUCGGUCCAAUACCGUUACUACUAAUACAACCACGGCUACGAGGACCUCGACCACGACUUCGACAGGCGAAGAAGAUGCCAUCCCCGACUCCGACUACAAGGAUACUACGAAUUUGCUGGUCGAGCGACUCCAGGCAUGGAAACAUGUCUGCGGAAACCUGGAGGAUUAUGUGGCCACGACGAUGAAAGUCCAAAAGACUCAUGCAAAGGAGCUUGAGAAGGUUUUCAAGACAGUGUCUGAUCCUAUCAAGGAAGAACACCAUUUCGAUCAAGGUGCCACCGGUGUAGCUGGUCUGUUCGAAUCUCUACGUCGAAACACACAGGGACUCGCAGAGGCCCACGCAGAUGCAGAGAAUCGCAUGAAGACGUCCGUGGUUCCGAUUCUUGAGAAUCUACACGCCGAAAUCAAAACGAAGGCGAAGGAACUAGGCGGGGGAGCUAUCAAACACGGAAAGGAGGUCACUAAGUCUCGUGCAGUUACCCAAAAACAUAUUGAACUCCUGGGCCAGUACGCUGCAACUUUUGAAACAUCCAAAUCGCGACUGGAUGCUGCCCAUGAUCCAUAUAUUCUCUCUCGUGGCGUCACUUACCGCCUCGGACGACAGGUUGCAGAUGAGAACCUACAUUUCCAAGAGAUCUUGACGAUUCAGAACUCCUUCCCUGCCUUUGAGAAACAUAUUGUUGAAACGAUCCAACGGGCGAUGAACGAGUUCUUCCAGUGCAUGACGGCUCAAACGGACCAUCACCGAAACAUGUACUCGAACAUUGUGAACAAAGCACAGGAGAUCGGCGUAGAUUUUGAAUGGAACAACUUUUUCAAGCGCAAUGACGCUACACUGCUCGAUCCCAACGCGCCACCACGAGACCUGGCAACGAUCAAAUACGCUAACCAAGACCACCACGCCACCAAGCCCUUGGUGGAGGGAAUCUUGGACCGCAAGUCUCGUGCGAUGCUUAAGGGGUACACGGGAGGUUACUUUGCUGUGACCCCCGCGGGUUACUUGCAUGGGUUUAAAGAGAACGAUGAUACACGUCACGAGCCUGUGCCGGAGAUCUCUCUCUAUCUCCCCGAAUGCACCAUCGGCGGGUUCAACGAUCUCAAAUUUAGCGUCAAGGGCAAAGACUUGUCCGGCGGCAAGGUUGGAAACGCAUUUCACAUGACCAGCGAGUACAACUUCAAGGCUCGAACCAAGAACGACCUGGAGCAGUGGCAGGCUGUCCUCACCAAUUCUGCCUCGUGGAGUGGAUCAGGGUCCGCCAUAGCUUCUCCCGGCGGCUCCCAGGUCACCUCUCCUGUGUCUCCGAUCUCUCCCGCAGCGACCAUGCCAAACGCAGGAGAGUCUAGCACUGCAGGUGCUGCUGCUGUCGACACAACGGAGAAAGCUGCAACAACGGAGACACCGGCAGUGAGUGAGAAGCCAGCGACUGAGACUGCCCCAGCUCCUGCUCCUGCUCCGGCUGGAGAGACUGCCCCAGCUACUGAGCCACUGCCAACGGCAGCCACAACAACUGGCACUGAGGGCACCACGAUGAAGCCAACCGGACAGGAAGAAGGGGUUGUUUCCGUCCCCACGGCGGAGAAAAAAUAG
This is a messenger RNA of Trichophyton benhamiae CBS 112371, 1614 nucleotides long. Its product is annotated as PH domain protein. NCBI's taxonomy places the organism in Eukaryota, Fungi, Ascomycota, Eurotiomycetes, Onygenales, Arthrodermataceae. The record is from RefSeq and is a predicted model, not a curated record. Bases 1 to 1614 code for a protein of 537 amino acids. The transcript has 4 exons.